AUGACGAUAAAACCAUGUUGUGUUCUUGUUGUAGGUAUGGCAGGAUCAGGAAAAACAACUUUUUUACAGAGAUUAAACGCUCAUAUACGGAGUAAAGAACAGAUUCCAUAUAUUGUUAAUCUUGACCCAGCAGUUUUGUCUGUGCCGUAUAAUGUGAAUAUUGAUAUCUGUGAUACCAUUAAUUAUAAAGAAGUGAUGAAACAAUACAAUCUUGGUCCUAAUGGUGCUAUUCUUACGUCAUUGAAUCUCUUUGCUACAAAGUUUGAUCAAGUACUUUCAAUUCUUGAAAAACGAUCAUCAUCGUAUUUUUAUAGGCAUAUUCUCUUUGAUACGCCUGGGCAAAUUGAAAUAUUUACAUGGUCUGCUUCUGGAUCAAUUAUAACAGAUGCCUUAGCAUCGUCAUUUCCGACAUGUAUUGCAUACAUUAUUGAUACUGUACGUUCUAGAUCUUGUACAACGUUUAUGAGUUCAAUGCUGUAUGCAUGUUCAAUUCUUUAUAAGACAAAAUUGCCUCUUAUUGUAGUAUUUAAUAAAACUGAUGUGCAAGAUGCAACAUUUGCAAAGGAAUGGAUGACUGAUUUUGAGACUUUUCAAUCUGCACUUUCAAGGGAUGAAGGAAAUAUGGAAGGCGAAGGUGGAUCUGGCUACAUGUCUAGUUUGAUGAAUAGUAUGAGUCUUAUGCUCGAGGAAUUUUAUCGCCAUUUAGACGUGGUUGCUGUUUCUGCCAUUACAGGAUUAGGGAUGGAUGAUUUUUUGGAUGCUAUUAAACGAAAAGUGGAGGAAUAUGAAUCUAAAUAUCGUCCUGAGCUUGAAAGACUUAUUAAAGAGCGAGAUGAUAAAAGUAAAAAAGAAAAAUUAAAGCAUUUGAAUCGUCUUAUGAAAGACAUUGAUAUUAAUGGAGAAGAAGUUCGUGUAGGAGUUCAAGCACAAACAGUAUCGGAUAUUGAAGACGAAUCUGAUGAAGAUGCUCAAGGUAUCAUUGAUACGGAUACUAUAGACACAACAGAAAGGUCAAGAGAAGACUUUAUAAAAUAG
This is a messenger RNA of Pneumocystis jirovecii RU7, 1035 nucleotides long. Its product is annotated as GTPase NPA3. The transcript is spliced from 7 exons. NCBI's taxonomy places the organism in Eukaryota, Fungi, Ascomycota, Pneumocystomycetes, Pneumocystales, Pneumocystaceae. The record is from RefSeq and is a predicted model, not a curated record. Gene Ontology annotation, molecular function: GTPase activity. The coding region runs from base 1 to 1035 and encodes 344 amino acids.